Molecule: messenger RNA, 1191 nt
Organism: Sugiyamaella lignohabitans
Lineage: Eukaryota; Fungi; Ascomycota; Dipodascomycetes; Dipodascales; Trichomonascaceae
Gene: ERG10
Product: acetyl-CoA C-acetyltransferase
Exons: 1
Coding region: 1-1191 (396 amino acids)
Biological process (GO): ergosterol biosynthetic process; fatty acid beta-oxidation
Molecular function (GO): acetyl-CoA C-acetyltransferase activity
Source: RefSeq, a predicted model, not a curated record
AUGUCUAGACCUGCUGUAUAUAUUGUUGCUGCCUCAAGAACUCCAAUUGGAAGUCUCCUUGGAUCAUUGGCUUCUCAGACUUAUGUUGAUUUGGGUGCUCAUGCUGUGAAGUCAGCUUUGGCUAAGGUCCCUGAGAUUGAACCCUCUGCCGUCGAGGAGAUCGUUUUCGGUAAUGUUUACUCUGCUAAUGUCGGUCAAGCUCCUGCUCGUCAAGUUGCUCUCAAGGCUGGUUUGAGUGAGGCUACUGUUGCCACUACUAUCAACAAGGUCUGUGCUUCCGGACUCAAGGCUGUUAUUAUUGGUGCUCAGACCAUUCUCACUGGUACUGCUGAUAUUGUGGUUGCUGGUGGUGCCGAGUCUAUGAGUAAUGUCCCUCACUAUCUUCCCAGUGGUAGAACUGGUACUAAGUUUGGUGGUGCUACCAUUGUUGAUGGUCUUCAAAGAGAUGGUCUUCAAGAUGCUUAUGAUGGUCAAGCCAUGGGUAUGGCUGGUGAAGAUACUGCUGCUGAGCACAAGAUUUCUCGUGAGGAGCAAGACGAGUAUGCUAUUAAUUCGUACAAGAGAGCUCAAAAGGCUCAUGCUGAUGGCAAAUUCAAGGCUGAGAUCAGCCCUGUUGAGCUUCCUGGUGCUCGUGGUAAGCCCGGUGUGACUGUUUCUGUUGACGAAGAGGUUGCCCGUCUUGAUGAAGGCAGACUCAAGUCUGCUAGACCUGUUUUCAAGUCUGAUGGUUCUCUUACUGCUCCUAACUCUUCCCCUAUCAAUGAUGGUGCCGCUGCUGUUAUCCUUGUUUCUGAACAAAAGGUCAAGGAGUUGAACCUCAAGCCCAUUGCCAAGAUCCUUGGUUGGGGUGAUGCUGCUCAAGCUCCUAUUAAGUUCCCCACUUCGCCAUCUCUUGCUGUGCCCAAGGCCUUGAAGCAUGCUAAUGUUGCUAUUGAGGACGUUGAUUUCUUCGAGUUCAACGAGGCUUUCUCUGUUGUGGGUGUUGCCAACUCCAAGAUCCUUCAACUUGAUCCUUCCAAGGUUAACAUUUACGGUGGUGCCGUUGCCAUUGGCCACCCUCUUGGUGCCUCUGGUGCAAGAAUCCUUGUAACCUUGACCUCGGUUCUUGCCCAAGAAAACGGAAAAAUUGGUGUUGCUGCCAUCUGUAACGGUGGUGGUGGUGCCUCUGCCAUUGUCAUUGAGAGAGUUUAA